Molecule: messenger RNA, 2800 nt
Organism: Sinocyclocheilus anshuiensis
Lineage: Eukaryota; Metazoa; Chordata; Actinopteri; Cypriniformes; Cyprinidae
Gene: tmc2a
Product: transmembrane channel-like 2a
Exons: 20
Coding region: 35-2800 (921 amino acids)
Biological process (GO): detection of mechanical stimulus involved in sensory perception of sound; vestibular reflex
Cellular component (GO): plasma membrane
Molecular function (GO): mechanosensitive monoatomic ion channel activity
Source: RefSeq, a predicted model, not a curated record
UUCAGAGACUAAUAGAGAUCAGAAGGGCAGCAAAAUGCCAAAGAAAAGUGAUACAGCAAGAAAACUGGAAGAUGUGGGAAUAGAAAUUGAUGGAGAUGUGGAGAGUGCUGAAGAGGACAAGAAAGCAAAAGGCAAGGGUGCUAAAAAAACAGCAGCCGGUAAGUGGGGCAAAGCAGCAGCCAGUGAGGACGGUGAGGAUGAAGAUGAGGAUGAUGAACCUCCAAGAGGUCGUCGAGCGGCCAAUAAAAAGAAAGCAGCCCAUGCAGAUGAGGAAGAUAGCGAUGAUGAUAUUCCACAGAGGAGAUGUGCCGGGAACAGGAGAAGAGGAAAAGUACGAGAGAGUGGGCGAGAUGGGGAAAAUGAGAAGUCCGGCAGAAAAAACAGGAAAGGUGGGAACAAAAAGAAGGAUGGUAAGGGGAAAGGAAAAGACAAGGAAAAUGACAAAGACAGCGACAAAGAUGAAAAGAAGAAAAAGAAUAGUAGUGGUGAUGAUUCCAAAUCAGAUGAAGAGGAGGAGUCCAUGUCUGAAGGAGAAAUGGCCAAACUGAUGGAGGAGGUGGAGGAGAAGAAGAAACUGAUAGCAAACAUCAGGAGCAAGCCCUGGCGAAUGAGAAGACGACUUCAAGUCCUCAAAGAGGCUCAGCAGUUUGUGGAUAAAUUUGAAGGUGCUUUGGGCAAAGGGAAAGGCAGGAAACUGUAUGCCUACAAAGUAAUGAUGAUGAAGAAAUGGAUAAAGUUUCAAAGAGAUUUUGAAAAUUUUAGGACAUCUUGCAUCCCAUGGGAGCGGAAAAUAAAGGAAGUUGAGAGUCAUUUUGGCUCCUCAGUUGCUUCAUACUUUAUUUUCCUCCGUUGGAUGUACGGCAUGAACUUGGUCCUCUUCAGCUUGACCUUUGGCCUGGUUGUGAUACCAGAGGUUCUCAUGGGGCUCCCAUACGGGUCCCUUCCUCGGAAAACUGUGCCGAGAGAAGAGCAAGCCACUGCUAUGGACUAUUCUGUUCUCACGGAUUUCAAUGGUUACUGCAAGUACUCAGUACUUUUCUAUGGCUACUAUAAUAACCAAAGAACCAUUGGCUUCCUGAAGUUUCGUCUCCCUCUGUCUUACCUCCUGGUGGGCAUUGGGACCUUCGGGUAUAGCCUCAUGGUUGUGAUCAGAACGAUGGCUAAAAACGCAGAUGUGGGGGGAGGGGACGGAGAAGACAAUGAGUUCACCUUUGCCUGGAAGAUGUUCACCAGCUGGGAUUAUCUUAUUGGGAACGCUGAGACAGCCGACAAUAAAUACGCCUCCAUCACCACCAGCUUCAAAGAGUCCAUUGUGGAUGAGCAGGAGAACCAAAAGGAUGAGAACAUUCAUCUAAGGAGAUUCUUACGUGUCCUAGCCAACUUUUUCAUCACCUGUACACUGGGAGGAAGUGGCUAUCUCAUUUACUUUGUGGUCAAACGUUCCCAAGAUUUUGCCAACAUGGACAACCUCUCAUGGUAUGAGAAGAAUGAGCUUGAGAUCAUUAUGUCUCUGCUGGGAUUGGUGGGUCCAAUGCUCUUUGAGACCAUCGCUGAGCUGGAGGAAUACCAUCCACGUAUAGCUCUCAAGUGGCAGCUGGGGCGUAUAUUUGCGCUCUUCCUUGGCAACCUCUACACAUUUUUGCUUGCUCUGUUCGAUGAGGUCAAUUCGAAACUUGAAGAGGAGGAAUCUAUAAAAAACGCCAGCCUUUGGUACAUAAAGGAGUAUUACGCCAACUACUCAGCUAACAACCCAAAUGACACAGGCACCCCACCUCCUAUGGACCCCGCUGAUAUCAUCAGAGGCCCAUGCUGGGAAACUACAGUGGGAAUAGAGUUUGUGAAGCUGACCAUAUCAGAUAUACAAGUGACUUAUCUGACCAUCCUCAUCGGUGACUUUCUGAGAGCGUUGAUUGUGCGUUUCCUGAACUACUGCUGGUGCUGGGAUCUGGAAGCUGGCUGGCCCUCCUAUGGUGAAUUUGACAUAAGCGGCAAUGUGCUUGGUUUGGUGUUUAACCAAGGAAUGAUCUGGAUGGGGGCAUUCUAUGCUCCUGGUUUGUUGGGCAUCAAUGUACUGCGGCUCCUGACCUCCAUGUAUUAUCAGUGUUGGGCUGUAAUGGCCUGUAAUGUCCCACAUGAGAGGGUGUUUAAAGCUUCCAAAUCCAAUAACUUCUACAUGGGCCUGUUACUGCUCAUCCUCUUCCUGAGUCUCCUGCCUGUGGUUUACACUAUCAUGUCUCUGCCUCCCUCCUUUGACUGUGGACCCUUCAGUGGGAAACAAAGAAUGUUUGACGUCAUUAUGGAGACCAUUGAUCUAGAUCUACCUGCGUUUAUGGGGACGCUCUUCAGCUACGUAGCAAACCCUGGACUCAUUAUACCAGCAGUUCUUCUCAUGGUUCUGGCCAUUUACUACCUGAAUUCUGUGUCAGAGGCCUAUAAGAACGCCAACAUGGAGCUAAAAAAGAAAAUGCAGAUGGCAAGAGACGAAGAGAAGAACAGACGGAACAACAAAGACAGCACUAACCAGGUGAUGAAGGACCUGGAGGAUCUACUUCCAAAACGCUCUCCUGCUACUCCAGAGAAUAGCGCAGAAAAAAAACAUGACCAGGGUGGAAAAUCUCCAAAAGUGAAACCAGGCUCAGCUGGAGGUGGCGUGCAUCUGCAGAAAGAUGUGUCACUCGCAUCAGCUAAUCCUAGUGCACGGGGGCCUGUGACUCGAGCGCCAGGCCCCAGGGGACCUGGACCUCUACCUGGCCAACCAGGGCCAGGCAGGGGUCAAGGGCCACCCCCUAGACGGCAGUAA